AACGGCCCCCUAAUUCCAGCCUCCCUCUCGUCCCUCGUCCCUCUCCCUGCGAUUUUCUGUCGAUUCCUCUCAUCGGAAGCGAAAAUGCGUGAGAUCCUUCACAUCCAGGGUGGCCAGUGCGGCAACCAGAUUGGAGCUAAGUUUUGGGAGGUUGUGUGUGCCGAGCACGGCAUCGACUCCACCGGAUGCUACCACGGGGACUCCGAUCUCCAACUGGAGAGACUCAAUGUUUAUUACAACGAGGCCAGUUCCGCCAGGUACGUUCCUCGUGCUGUUCUCAUGGAUCUUGAGCCCGGAACUAUGGACAGCAUCAGGUCUGGUCCCUAUGGCCAGAUUUUCAGGCCGGAUAACUUCGUGUUUGGCCAGUCUGGUGCUGGUAACAACUGGGCGAAAGGGCAUUACACCGAAGGUGCUGAGUUGAUCGAUUCCGUUCUUGAUGUCGUUCGGAAAGAGGCGGAGAAUUGUGAUUGCUUGCAAGGGUUUCAGGUUUGCCAUUCUUUGGGAGGUGGAACUGGCUCAGGAAUGGGGACACUGUUAAUAUCGAAGAUCAGGGAGGAAUACCCUGAUAGGAUGAUGUUGACAUUUUCUGUGUUCCCAUCCCCGAAGGUCUCUGAUACAGUUGUGGAACCAUACAAUGCGACUUUAUCCGUUCACCAGUUGGUCGAAAAUGCCGAUGAGUGCAUGGUGCUAGACAAUGAGGCCUUAUAUGACAUUUGUUUCCGAACACUUAAGCUCACAACACCUAGCUUUGGUGAUCUGAAUCACUUGAUAUCUGCAACGAUGUCUGGGGUCACAUGCUGUCUAAGAUUCCCUGGACAGCUCAAUUCUGAUCUCCGGAAACUUGCAGUGAAUCUCAUUCCAUUCCCUCGCCUCCACUUCUUCAUGGUGGGUUUUGCUCCUCUCACUUCCAGGGGCUCUCAGCAGUACCGUGCUCUGUCAGUUCCUGAGCUGACUCAGCAAAUGUGGGAUGCAAAGAACAUGAUGUGUGCAGCUGAUCCCCGACAUGGCAGAUAUCUCACAGCAUCAGCCAUGUUUCGGGGCAAGAUGAGCACCAAGGAAGUGGAUGAGCAGAUGCUGAAUGUGCAGAACAAGAACUCCUCCUACUUUGUUGAGUGGAUCCCCAACAAUGUGAAAUCAACAGUCUGCGAUAUCCCACCCACUGGCCUCAAGAUGGCUUCAACAUUCAUUGGCAAUUCAACAUCCAUCCAAGAGAUGUUCAGGCGGGUGAGUGAGCAGUUCACAGCCAUGUUCAGGAGGAAAGCUUUCUUGCAUUGGUAUACUGGGGAGGGGAUGGAUGAGAUGGAAUUUACCGAGGCAGAGAGCAACAUGAAUGAUCUUGUAUCAGAGUACCAGCAGUACCAGGAUGCAACAGCGGAUGAGGAAGGAGAUUAUGAGGAUGAGGAGGCAGAAUAUCAGGAUUAAGUAUGAGAUAAACCUCCAACCCCCAGUUGCUGGAUGAAUGCGAAAAUCCUAGAAAUUGUGAGAGACCAAGAAAUUUUUCUUUUUUUGCUGUAUGAACUUUAAAGUUGCAAUUCUUCCUUGAAAUUUAACAAUACCAUCCUUCAUGCCCUUCUAGUAUUCUCAUUCUUAAUUCUUCUUUGGAAUUUGACAGUACUAUUCU
Rubroshorea leprosula is the source of this 1621-nucleotide messenger RNA. NCBI's taxonomy places the organism in Eukaryota, Viridiplantae, Streptophyta, Magnoliopsida, Malvales, Dipterocarpaceae. The record is from the annotation of a GenBank genome assembly.